Messenger RNA from Tigriopus californicus, 1163 nucleotides. RefSeq lists its product as uncharacterized. The record is from RefSeq and is a predicted model, not a curated record. The transcript is spliced from 3 exons. NCBI's taxonomy places the organism in Eukaryota, Metazoa, Arthropoda, Copepoda, Harpacticoida, Harpacticidae. Gene Ontology annotation, molecular function: heme binding. Gene Ontology annotation, cellular component: intracellular membrane-bounded organelle; membrane. The coding region runs from base 193 to 897 and encodes 234 amino acids.
GUUGUAAACUUAGCUCGCUCAGAGAAAUAGCCAAUAAGCUUAGCAAUCAAUAGCGUUGUCAGCCAUCAAUUUUUUCAAUAACAUCACAAUCAUCGUCAUCAUCUGAAAAGUGCACAAGUGCCGUUGCACUUGGAGCUCUCGUCUAAUUUGAACGACUCAUUACUUCAUACACACACGCACACAUUGACCACCAUGGCCUUUUGGAAUCCCGCGCAACUCAAAAGCCUUUUCGGUUUCUUGGCUCAAAAUAACCUGCCCAAAAAGGAAGAACCAGCUCUACGAGAGGAAAUGGCGCCAAAAGCCAGUGGCGGCAAAGUGGCGAGCCGUGUGAUGGCCAGUAGUGCCUUGAGAUUGGCUGCCAAUGCCUUAUCUCGUGCCAAUUCUCAGAUAUCCGAGGAGAUAUCUGUGGGCGAUGUCCUGGAAUGUUUAGGCACCUUGGAAGAGAAGAAGAACUGCAAGAGCCCGGGUGUGGAACUUGGAACACGACCACGUGCCUUGGUCCGUCAAGAGACCACCAACUCGAUAGAAGAUGGCGUUCAUUCGGCGGCUAGUACUCCCGAGACAUCCAGUAGUACCUUGUGCGAGGAUGCCCGUGCCUUUGAGGAGGAGUGCGAUGAAACCGGAUUGCCGAUCAUUGAUUACUCCGAGGUUCAAGAGCACGACUCACCUGAAGACGGAUGGAUGGUGUUCUACAACAAGGUCUACGAUGUGACCGAUUUCCUGAACCAGCACCCGGGUGGCAGUUUCGUAAUGCACGAGUACCUGGGCCGCGACGCUACCUCCGCCUUCAGCGGUCACUCCUCGGACGCCUACGAGAUCAUGGAUGAUUAUAUGAUCGGGGUUCUGCCCAAACACCAACACUCUAACAUCUACUCGAUACCCAUGUUCCUGAACUAGUUUUGACAGAUUUGAAGGCAGCGUCUGUAGCAAAAUGUGUCAAAAACCAACCAAAGAAGACAAGGUAUCAUUCAAUAAUAGGUGGUACACACACAUACAUACAUGCACCCAGUACGUUCGUUCAUGCAUCACAUCCAAACAAAUGGUCGUGUUCACAUCCGUGCCCAAGUUUGAUCUCAUGGUCAGAAACCAUAGAACGUUCGCGACACAUUACUUAUGACUUGAAACUAUGUGUGAACCUUGAAUAAACUCAUAUCCAAUCAGAA